AUGCUAGUCACCCGAUCUCUCAUGGAGUUAACGACUGUGAAUUCGGGGGCCAAAAGCAACCCACAUAGUCCACUAUCAAGCCUAAUGUCCGAAGGGGAAUGGAGCAAUCAGAGAACCAAGACGUUGGGAAUUUGCUUUAAUCUAUCACGUUGGCGCCACGAUCACAGGUCCAAAGGCUAG
Messenger RNA from Penicillium digitatum Pd1, 180 nucleotides. NCBI's taxonomy places the organism in Eukaryota, Fungi, Ascomycota, Eurotiomycetes, Eurotiales, Aspergillaceae. The record is from RefSeq and is a predicted model, not a curated record.